UAUUGCAAUGGAGUAGACUGGCGCCAGAAGCUUGACUCUCAGAGAGGAGCUGUGAUUGCCACAGAGCUGAAAAACAACAGCUACAAAUUGGCCCGCUGGACGUGUUGCGCGCUGUUGGCUGGAUCGGAGUAUCUUAAACUCGGGUACGUAUCCCGUUACCACGUGAAGGACUCUGCCCGCCACGUGAUCCUGGGCACGCAGCAGUUCAAGCCAAAUGAGUUUGCCAGCCAGAUCAACCUGAGCAUAGAGAACGCCUGGGGCAUCCUGCGAUGCGUCAUCGACAUCUGCAUGAAGCUGGAUGAGGGGAAAUACCUCAUCCUCAAGGACCCUAACAAGCAGGUGAUCCGGAUCUACAGCUUGCCUGAUGGCACCUUCAGCUCUGAUGAAGAUGAGGAGGACGAGGAGGAAGAAGAGGAAGAGGAAG
Leptosomus discolor (cuckoo roller) is the source of this 424-nucleotide messenger RNA. The record is from RefSeq and is a predicted model, not a curated record. NCBI's taxonomy places the organism in Eukaryota, Metazoa, Chordata, Aves, Leptosomiformes, Leptosomidae.